GAAUAUGAAGAACUUAGAGCAGAAAAUAAGAAAACAAAAGAAGAGUGUGUCAAAAUCAAGCAAGAACGAGAUGAGGCUGUCAAAAAACUGGAGGAGUUUCAGAAAAUUUCUCACAUGGUUAUUGAGGAAGUAAAUUGUAUUCAGAACCAUCUUGAAAUUGAGAAGACGUGCCGUGAAAGCGCCGAGGCUUUGGCUUCCAAGCUGAACAAAGAAAAUAAGACCUUGAAAAGAAUUAGUAUGCUUUAUAUGGCAAAACUGGGCCCUGAAAUUAUCACUGAAGAGAUUAACAUUGAUGAGGAUGAUUCAUCCACGGAUACAGAGGCUCACUCUGGAUCAUGCAACUCUGUGCAUUGUCAGCAGCAAAUAAAAGAGCUGCGAGAUCAAAUCAUAUCUGUUCAUGAGGAAAAGAAGACCUUAGCCAUUGAACUGGAAAACCUGAGGUGCAAACUUGUAGAAGUAAUUGAAGAAGUGAACAAAGUGAAAGAAGAAAAGGCUGUUUUGACAACCGAAGUUAACAAGCAGCAAAAACUGUUGGAGAAAUGUAACAGAGUGUCUGUGCUGGCAGUAGAGGAGUAUGAAGAGCUUCACGUUAACUUUGAACUGGAAAAGAACCUGCGGAAGAAAGCAGAGUCGUUUGCACAAGAGAUGUUUAUUGAACAAAACAAGAUGAAAAGGCAAAGUCAGUUGCUUCUGCAAAAUUCUGCUCCUGAUCAACAGCUUUUGAAGGCUUUGGAUGACAAUGCUAAGCUAACCCACACGUUAGAAGAAGAGAGGCUUCAACACCAACAAAAGAUCAAAGAAUUGGAAGAGCAGUUACAGAAUCAAGCACUGCAUAAGGAGAUUAGUCGUCUUAAACAGCAACUAGAACUUUUGGAAGAAGAUAAAAAGGAACUAGAGCUUAAGUGUCAGAACUCAGAAGAAAAAGCUAGAGACCUAAAGCAUUCAGUUGAUGAACUUCAAAAACGAAUCCAGCAGUCUGAAAAUCCUGCACCACCGCCUCCACCGCCGCCCCCUCCUCCUCUCCCUCCUCCCCCUCCUCCCAACCCAAUACGGUCUCUCAUGUCAAUGAUUCGCAAGAGAUCUCACUCCAACACCAACGUGAGCAAGAAGGAGCAGCCGAGGACUUUGUCUGGUGAAGAAGUUACAGACCUGAAGAGACAAGCUGUUGAAGAAAUGAUGGACAGAAUUAAAAAGGGAGUUCAUCUGAGACCAGUCAACCAGUCAAGCAGGCCUAAAACAAAGCCAGAAACACCAAAACCCUCUGAAAGUGCAAUGAAAGAAUUAAAAGGGAUUCUGGAAACAUUGAAUAAAUCCACUAGUUCCCGAAGCUUGAAAUCCCUUGAAACAGACAGCAGUGAAACAGAGCUGGAACGAGUUCUGCGACGCCGGAAAGUAACCACUGACCAGGACAGUGGCAGUCCCACUGGAAUCUUGGCCACAUCAGAAUCAAAAUCUCUGCCUGUGCUAGGUUCGGGAGCCAGUGCCACACAAGCAGCCUUGAACAAGAAAGACCUGGAGGCAGAAUUCAGUUCCAAAGUACCCAACUCAGGUCCUGUCUCUAACCAGCUCGAGGGUGUCAUGGGCUCCAAGCCUACCUUGCAAUCAACCAGUCGCACAGAAUUUACAAGAAAAGCUUCUAGUAGUGAAAAAGAGACAGAAUCCGUUGUAGUUUUAGAUCCGGUUUCCACCAGUGGGGAUCAGAUGUCUGAAAACACACUGAAUCGGAACAGAAUGAAAGAAGAAAAAAGCAAGCCGCCGCACAAAGAAACUAAUGUUGAGAAAAUAAAAGAGGCAGACAGUUCUAACUGUUAAUUGUUAUUCUGAAAGGCUGUCACUUUUGGGAGUCAUUAUCUGGACGUGUAAAUUGCUUAGGUGUGUUACUGGGGGCUGCGGUCUGUACUCCAAACAGUUUUCAAUAAUAUAGAUUGAAACAGUCUUUUGUAUGCAGUUUUGUUACACACAUUAAGGUGUUAAAUAACUGUGUCUCACUUAAAAUCCCUUUCCCAUUUUGAUUUUGCAGGUACGGUUAUGAUUUUCUUAGAUAGUGUCAGUUACCUUUACUUUAAAAUUGUAUUUGAAAAGGCUUUUAAAAUCAUUCUUUUAUUG
Messenger RNA from Apaloderma vittatum (bar-tailed trogon), 2106 nucleotides. RefSeq names its product KIAA1598 ortholog (gene SHTN1). The transcript has 17 exons. Bases 115 to 1812 code for a protein of 565 amino acids. NCBI's taxonomy places the organism in Eukaryota, Metazoa, Chordata, Aves, Trogoniformes, Trogonidae. The record is from RefSeq and is a predicted model, not a curated record.